Molecule: messenger RNA, 5646 nt
Organism: Bombus impatiens (common eastern bumble bee)
Lineage: Eukaryota; Metazoa; Arthropoda; Insecta; Hymenoptera; Apidae
Exons: 8
Coding region: 612-5303 (1563 amino acids)
Source: RefSeq, a predicted model, not a curated record
ACUGCGUUUUACUCGAUUUUCAAAGAAUUGUAAGUUUCGAGUACACUAACAACAGGCGGCACAAAUUGCAAUAAAUUUACUUUCGUGUACGGCUGUGCUGUUGCAAAUGCGAAAAACUGAAACUAUGAGUUCGCUUAUUUGCGAAGAAAUGAAAGUGACGGCUGUGCCCGUUUAGUUUCAUUUUGUUGCGUGUAUGUGUAGUAAACGAUGUAACACAGUGUGACUGAUGGAAGUGGGGGUAUUGAGUCUCUGCAUUUUUGAUGUGCUUCUAAAAACAAAAUCACGUUAAAAGAAACUUGCAGCCUCUCAUUGUUGAUUAUUGACUGUUAUUCUUUUAAAUUUUCUGCAUGACAUGUCUAAACGUCAAUACGUAAUUGUAUUAUGAAUCGUACCGAUGUCUCGACUAUAUUAAAUAUUAUGUUACAACACGUGUACAAUUAUUACUGACUGUUUAAUAAGAUUAUUUUUAAUGAAAAUUAUGGCUCAUUCUACACAGGACACGAAUAUAAGCAGUUCUUUUACCUUGAUUGACAAUUUAUUAAACGAUAAUUCAUUGACUAAUAAAUAUUAUCAUUCUAAUAUAUCAUGAGAGUUUAGAAAAAGAAAUAAUAAUGGAUGAAAAGGAUGAGAUAGAUUUAAUAUGGAUACGCAAUAGUCCUAUCAAUGUUUCAAAGAAAUAUGAAAAUCAAGAACAUGAGGAUAAUAGCCUCGUUGAUGUUAAAUCACCUGAAAAUAUAUUUCCAUGGCUCAGUAAAUUUAAUAAAAUAAUGUGUUCAUCUGUGGGACAUAGAAAUUACCAAUUGUUAAAACAUUUACUUUUCCUUUACACACAAAAUAUUUUAACCAGUAUAAAUACAUAUCGUGAAAAGACACCAGAUAUGAUAAAAUUAAAAACUCAUCUACGUAACACACUAAUAUUUUUUCAUCUUUACUGGAAUGAUAUUAAAGAGCAUGUUAGUGAUUGCAACUUAUAUUUAAGUGAGAUGUCAGUGAUAUUGGGAAUAUAUAUAGAUAUAGAACUCAAAACUUCUAAACACACUAUGGAUUCUUCUAAACUUGCUUCAAAACUUCUUUCAGCAUUAUGGAUAUAUUUAAGUAAUUCAGAAAAGCAUAUUUUCAGAGUGCUGCUUAAACUAAAGUUUACUACUAAGAAAUAUGCAAAAGUUUGUGACCUUAUAUUUAUGAAAAGUUUUGCUAAUAUUACAAAGAAUGUAGAUUCUUUGACAGAUGUAGAUUAUGUCAGGUAUUUGCUUUUUUUGAAAGUAUGGAAAAGGAUAAAAGAAACUGUUGAAGAGAAAAGGCAAUUGAAUAAGAAGGCUCUAACGAUAUUAGGUCCAUGUAUUCCAAAAAUGCGUGACGAAUUAUUAAACAUUAUACCUAAAGCACCCACAGGGCUUGAAAAUGAGACUAUUUGGCUAUUGCAAUCAAAUGCAUUUGACUUAAAAACUGCAUGCAAUAAUUUUUUAGUAUUUGAAGAAACAAUGUUUGCUGAAUUUAAAGAAACUCCCUUAACAAGAACUUCCGAGCUGAAUUUCCAAUUAUCACAGAAUUUGUCAUAUGAUGUACACAAAUUUUUUGCAAGUUAUGAAUUGAAGAAAAGUCAUAUAGGUAACUUAGAAAAUAAUUAUUCUUUUGAAGAGAACAUGAAAAACAGUAAAAUUAGCAGUCAACCACUUUCUUUACCAAGAAAAAGAAACAAAUUUGAGAAGUAUAAAAAGACAUCGAAAUUAAAACCUGGAGAGGUAAUUUUAAUUAAUUUAGCUGAGGAAGAUGAAUUAGGAAUUGAUAAAAAGAAAAAGAAGAAAAGGUGUCAAAGAAAUUUAGAGUGGUUAAAAAUGGCAAAGAAAAAAUAUAAAGUGCAGAAACAAAUUGAUGAAAUAAAAUAUAGAGAUCAAAUAGAAAUUGCCGAUGUUUGUAGUGCAGAUGACUUUAAAAAUUGUUCUAAUAACAUUCUUCUAGGAGAUUUACCAAUUUUAGACAAUAAAGUUAGUGAAAGUACAGCAAGUUGUACUUCAACUGAACAAAAAUCAGUUCAAAAUAAUAUUGAUAAUUUGGAAAAUAUACUUAAUCGUAUAUUCGAUAAGAGAAAUACUGAAUUGAAAUGUAUGUUUCAACAUAGGUGGUGUGAUACAUGUACUUCAUCAAUAAAACAAACUGAUGUGCAAUGCAGUAAAAUUCUAUAUUUACUGAAAUUUCUAAGCACUGUGGGACAAAAUACUAAAGAACCAAAAGCCAUAUUAAAUCUACUGAGAGAAAGUAGGGAUGAAAAUAUGUCUUCUGAACAUAGUUUUUCUUUUAGAAACACAGCUAAUGAAUCUAAUGAAAUAGAUACUCAGGGUAAAGAAUUGUUUUCUCAGCUAAAAAGUUCCAUAAAGACAAUAUUUUUGUCAAGCGAGUGCCAAAAUAAUAUUACAAAUGUACAAUCUAUGAAACAACAAUUGCCAAUAAAUACAGAUUGUAAUGUGAUAGAAGAAAAUACUUAUUGCCAAACUGAAUCUGCUUAUGUACAAAAUGAUGAUCAUUUACAUAAUUUACGAUCUAUGAGUGAUCAUAAUUCGCAAGUGGUAGAGACCAUGAAAAAGAACAUUGUUCAGGAAAUUCAUGAAUGUACAGGAUGCUGUAAGAAGAUUGAGGUAAAACCUUUCUCCUAUCAUAACGAUAGUAUAUUUAAUACAAUAAAGAAUGAAGAUGUAACACAUAAUACAAUAGAUAAUAAUACCAUCGAUAAAACAACAAUUUGUGACAAAAAUAUAAUGUGUAUGCUAAGUGAUCUUGACAAAUGUAUGGACGUUUUAAAUCGUAUUGGUGAACAUAUUAUGACCAUUUAUGCAGAAAAACAGCGCCUAGAAUGUUUAAACAAAAUAGACAUAUGUACUGUUUCUACUACAGUUUUGGGAAAUCAGUGUGCAGAAUCAUCCUCAUCAUCGUCAUCGUUGUCGUCAUCGUCAGAUUGGUUACAAAAUAUUAAUUCAUUAACAAAUACAGAAAAACUUAGUAAGAUUUUGGAACUAUAUGGAAAAAAGGACUUAUUGAAUGUAUGUGACUGUCAAAAUCUUCAUUUUUUAAAUGAAUUUCAUAAAUCAAUCCCUCAAUCAAAAGAAUAUCAUUCUUAUGGAAAAAAUAAUAUUUUUUCUGGAAGCAAACCAUCUUCAAACCUUAUCUGUAACCAUAUAAAAUCCGAAUUUGAACAACCUAUUAAGAAAGAAAAUAAAAAUCUUGAAAUUCUAAAACAUAAUAUACAAGACACAGAUCAACAUAAAAUUAAUGUACUAACAAAUAAUCAAACUUGUGACAUAUCUUUUACACAUAAUCUGGAAAAUACUAAAGAAUCAAAUCAAGAUAUGCAUUGGGAAUCUACGUUACAAAAUUUGUCACAAGAAGCUGAUAUAGAAGAAUCACGUUCCAUAGGGGAAUUUGAAAAUAUCACUAUCUUUGAUAGUAUCCUGUAUGGCGAUGAACAAGAAACUAUUGAAGACGAACAAAAAAUUUGGGGAGAUUUAAAAUCACCAUUAAUCUAUGAUAAUUCGGAUAGUGUAUUACAUUGCAUUACAGAAUUUUUUUCACAGCCUGAACAUUUGCAUACCAAUGAAAUGGAAGAAAAGUACAUAUUGUCAGAUGCAGAAGAUUCUCAAACAUUAUUAUCUGAAGGCAGCUUUGGAAGAACUGGAAUAUUAAAUUUUUUAUUUGAUUUUUAUUUAACAAAUAUGGACUCUCCUUCGAAUAAUUUUAUGUAUUCAAACAUACAAGCAGUUAAUCCUCGGUUGAUUGAGAAAUCUUUUGAAGAAAAGACAGCUGAAAGAAAUGAUUUAGAAAAUACACUUUCACAAGAGGAUAAGGAAUUGUGUAGUAAUCAAAAUCAUUCUGUUAAUAAUAGCGUGGAUAUGAUUGGAUUUGAAUUGGACACAAGUAGAGAAGAAGUGCUUGAAAUUCUUCCAGUAAUUAAAAGUACACCUUCAUUGUCUGGUCAAUCAAUUACUUUAGUUAAUUCAGAUAGCAUACUUUCUGAAGAGAAAGAAUCGUUUCCUAAAUGCAGUCUUUCUAGUCCUACUGAUAAGUUUAAUGUUGGUAGUCUUAAAGAAACAUUUUAUAUUUUUCAAAAGGAAGAUACUAUUAAUCAAACCCAAUCAUUCAAUGAUAAAAAAAAUGAAGAUUUACCUGAAAUUUGUAUUUCCAACAACAUUCCAUCAGAUGAAUCUAUGAAUUAUAUAUUAAAUCAACAAGAGAAUGAUAUUCAUUCAUUACAAAAGUAUACAUGUGUAGAACUUGAAACUAGUCCUUUAGUAAUAAAAGAAUCUUUAGAUUCUUGUGAUUUAUUGUCUUCCACAGAUUUAAUAUCAUGUAAUACUGAUACAACACUGCAGCGCAUUGAACAAACAGAUGAAAGUUCUUUAAGACAAAAAAAUUCUCAGGAAAACAUGCAAUACAAUUGUGAAGAAAAACAAAAUCCUAUUAUGAAAUGUAGAACAGAAAUUAGUGGUCAUCUACAAUCUAGAUCACCUAAACAGAUAUUAAAAUGUAAAAAGAAAAUUAAAACAAAGAAAAAAGAAAAGCAAUUAUCUUCAUCUAUUGUUCAAUCUAAUCAGAAUGAAUUGAGUUUAAGAUGUUCACAAAUUACUAUUGUUAAUCCUUUGGAUUAUGAAGAUGUGCAAAAUACAUGUGAAUCAUCGCUAUCAACAUUUCACAUGUCAUAUUGUCAAACAUCACCUAAAAAUGGAAAGAAACAACUAAAUUGUGCAAAUGUUCAACAAUCGAAGCGUAUGUCUCAACAGAAGCAACAAAUAGUAUUAAAUUUUCAUGAAGAUUCCAUGGUUAAUUCAAUCUACAAGGAAGAUUCUAAAUUACAAAAUCUCCAGUGCGUCAUGGAAGAUAAUAUCUCGGAAGAUUCAAGAAUGUUAAAUGUACCAGAAAAAUCAUAUGCAACUGAAGAUAACACUCAUUUCAAAAUAUCAAAAAGAAAUAUGAACAUCGAUACUAAUAUUACAAAAGCAAAUUUUAUAACAGAUAACGACAUAACUGAAUUUUCAAAUAAUAUAAAGUCUGCUAAGUGGAUAUCACAGAAUAUAAAUGUACAGCCAUCAAAUUCUAUUAAAGAACAAGCAAUUUUAGAUGAAGAUAUACCUUUGAAGAAAAGAAAAUUAACUUCAACAUUUUCAUCAACUGUAAACACAAAUACAAGUGUUAGUUCUGUAAAUCAGCAAAAAAUGCAAAGAAAGCAUUAUGUUUCUACUAAGAAAGGUAACUAUAUGUUUUCCUUGAAAUAUGAGUCCAUUUUCAAUAUAGUUAUAGAAUAUUAUUUUGAAUAAAUAAAUAAAAUGUCUUAUAGCUAAAUACUAUCAUAAAAUGAUUGUAUUAUAUAAGAAAAUUUAUAUGUAUAUUUUACAUCUUAUAUACGUAUCCAAUAGGAGUACUAAAAACACAUAAUGAUAGUUCUUUCAAAUAAAAGUCAUCAUACUUAUUUUAAUAUUUACAUAUUAAAUUUCGAAACAAAGACAAAAUUAAUAAUUUUCCACAUGGAAGAUCAACAUUGGAAGAUAUUUUAGUACUUUUAGUGUUUCAUAAAUUCAUCAUAAUUAAAAUUCUUUGCAUAAACAAAAAUGCAAUUAUAAGCAUAAAGAAGAAUAAAGUUUGUGGUAAUUUGUAACUCAA